This is a messenger RNA of Paramormyrops kingsleyae, 6053 nucleotides long. Lineage: Eukaryota; Metazoa; Chordata; Actinopteri; Osteoglossiformes; Mormyridae. The record is from RefSeq and is a predicted model, not a curated record.
GAGAGACAGCAAGUGAGGGAGGGAGAGGAAGAAAGAGAGAGCGAGAGAGACAUCUUUCCAAGCCAUGUUGGCUGCUUCCCAGAUUGCUUCUUGCUGUCCUCACCAGUGGGAUGCAAUUGGAGUAUCUCCUGCCUGUCUCCACCGUUUGGCGUCCCUCUGACAAAUCCUCUGUGCAUUUGAUGUUCUUAUUUCCAUGUUUUGUAAACUCUCGAUCUUCUUUCCUUCUCAUUUUGUUGCAGAGAAGCUUGAGUGACUCAGAGCUCUUUGUUUUCCCAGCUUCUCCUACAUUAUAGACCUGUUGCAGGCCCUUUUUAAUUUUGAAAUAGCUCUUUAAUUUCAUCUGUGCACCUGGCUUGGUCCCCUGCUUUGAAUCCCUUCCCUCUGUUUGCUGCUGUGCCCGCCGCUGGCCAUCCAUGUUGGGAUGUACCUGUAUGGUUUAGAUGACUCAGAGCCGGGCUCUGCAGACUCCUACACUAGCAGGCCGUCAGACUCAGAUGUGUCCCUGGAGGAAGACCAUGAGGCACUGAGGAAGGAGGCAGACAGACAAGCCCUUGCCACACUCGAGAAAGCCAAGACCAAGUCUGUGGCCUUUGCCGUGCGGACAAAUGUGAGCUAUAACCCGGGCCCCGACGAUGAUGUCCCAGUUCAGGGUAUGGCAGUCUCUUUUGAGGCUAAGGACUUCCUGCACAUCAAAGAGAAGUACAACAAUGACUGGUGGAUCGGGAGGCUGGUGAAGGAGGGCUGCGAGGUGGGUUUCAUCCCUAGCCCAGUCAAACUGGAAAACGCCCGCCUGCUGCAGGAGCAGCGCAUGAGGCAGAACCGGCUCAGCUCCAGUAAGUCGGGGGGGAACUCCAGCUCCAGCCUGGGUGACAGUGCUGUCGGCACGCGCCGGCCCACCCCUCCUGGCCCAGCUGGCCAUCUCCCUGCCAGUACUGCCCCUCGCCCCCGCACCACCACCCCUCUGCCACCGCCGUCUCCCGGGGUGGUGCCCAGGGUGCCGCUAGAGGAUGAGCCCUUUGAGCUGGACGUGGAGGAGCCUGCCGAAUCGCAGGCAGAGCCUCCCUCCCCCAAGCCCAGCAGCAGCUCCCCCCUGGCACAAAUCCUGCCUUUCUUAAAGAAGAUGGAGCACGUUCCCCCCUACGACGUCAUCCCCUCCAUGAGGCCCAUCAUCCUAGUGGGGCCUUCGCUGAAGGGGUAUGAGGAGAUGUUUGACAUCAUUCUGGACGAGAACCAGCUGGAGGAGGCCUGUGAGCACUUGGCCGAAUACCUAGAGGCCUACUGGAAGGCCACACAUCCCCCCAGCAGCAACCCCCCCAACCCGCUGCUGAACCGCACCAUGGUCACUGCUGCGCUGGCUGCCUCACCCGAGCCCGUCUCCAACCUGCAGCAGGGACAGUGCCUGGUAUGUGGAGAGCAGGACGGGGCGCUUCUGGAUCACGGACAACUGGAGGAGCUCCGGGGAGAGCCAAGCAGGAAGCAACAGCUGCAGCAGCAGUCCCAGCACAUGCAGACUCAGCUGCGCUCGCGCUCCGAGCCCCAGGGGGGGCGCAGCCUGUCUCGACAGGACACCUUUGACUCAGAGACACAGGGCAGCCGGGACUCGGCAUACACAGAGGCUGGCGACUCUUGCAUGGAUGUGGAGACAGACCCCUAUGAGGAGCCAGAGCCCUACUACAGCAGGGAUGGCAGCCUGCAGCCAGCGAGGCCCCAGACCCACCAGGGCUCCUGGGAGGAUGAGGGCGCAGAGCCGGAUCAGGAGAACAUGAACCCAGCCCCACUGCAGGAACAGCACGGCCAGGUCCGGCAGAGGGAGAGAUACUGCCAAAACCAGGGAGAUGACAAUGUUAUAUUAGGUCGCAACCAAACCCAGGAAGACUGGCCUAGGGAUGUCUACAUCCAUUAAAGAUUUCAGAGUAGGGGCUUUCUGACCAGUUGGACAAUUAUAGGAAUAUAGGAAAAGAAGCUUUAAUCCUUAUCAAACUUAACUGGCACUGUCAUAUACCAACUAUAUAUGGAUAUUUUGGGCUGUAGUAUUAGUGCCAUUUGAAACCAUUAACCAUCUAGUACCGCAUGCUUCUCCUGCAUGAGUGCUUUGAGUAGAGUAGUGGAAGGAGUUCUUUGCCCCAGUGAUAUCUGCUCAGUGAAACACUAUUUUCACAAGGCAGAAAGCGAUUGAUUUGUUCUCUGUAGAGCAUUUGAGAGCAGCAAACAUCAUGUGUAGUUUCACGAUCUGUCAGGUACUAUUUAUUCCUUCCUAUUGUCAACAAUAUUCCAUUUAUUAUUAUUUUGGUCUCUAAUGAACUGUUUUUUCUUGAAUUACAAAACUCCAAGCCUCUGAGCUUUCCAGUGGUGCACAGGCAAACACUAAUAUGGUGAACUCACCAAGGGUUCAGAAUUUUGUCAAACUGGAGUCUCCUCCUUGGUUUCUGGAAUACAGACACUGGAGCCUUAGUUUAACUGGUUUCCCUGAUAUUUGGACCCGACUUAUUCACUGAAUUGUUUCUCUAGUUACAUCCUGGAAUGCGAGUCUCACCAUCCCCCAGAGCAUGUGUCCCUUCACCACUACACGUGUCUAAUGUUCUUGACCACGGGUACCAAUUGGAUUCUCUUCGGUUGUGCUACGGCUCCUUUUGAAUUUACAAACCAUUGGGACCCUACCUGGAACAUCAAGCUUUGUGCAACACAUGCAAACAUCCUGGUGGUAAGCUUUUGGUGGAUCCUGGUGGUAAGCUUUUGGUCAGGACAUCUUAGCAGUCUCCUCCUGUUACUGUGCCUGAAAUCCAAUCUUCCUCAAUGUGUGAACAGCACAGUGCAUAUGUAUUGUUGACAACUCGUUUCACAGCAGUUGCCCUGUCAUUAUGUAAAUAGGGGGUGCUGCUUAUUAGAAUAAUGAGAGAUGUUAAGUGUGGAGACUGGAGUUCUGUCUUUAUGUUGGAAUCUCCCAACGUAAGACCCCCCAAAUACUCAGUAAUGGUAUUACAGAAUGUACACUUCAAAUACAGAUAGUGACGACUUCACAAACAGUUAAAGGGUGCUUUUAAAAUAACUCAUUCACUUGCAGACGAUUCAACAGCAAAACAGAAAAAGGAUGUUUUAAUGUUUAUUUGACAAUAUAAUUGGCAAUAUAACCCUCUCCAAUCUGAAAAGAUUAAACUUGUCAUUACGAGAAGAUUGGAGCUAGCCUUCUCUCCCAGUCACAUUGUCAGGCUUUCCAUUCCUCAUGUUAAUUUAGCCUGCCAGUUAAUUCCAGGUAGCUGUAAUUGAUGGCCAAUGAAAGGCGGUGGCAGCAGUGUGUGGGUGUACAGCUGCCAGAAAGCCACAGCAUACAGAAAGCUUCCCCAAAAGGCUCCGGAGGAACGUGUGGUGGGGGACUGGGUAUCAGCCUCCACUUUUAUGUCAAGAAGGAGACAAUGUAAGUUACAGCAGAUCAGUCAGGCCUAAAGAUGUAGAUUCCAAAUUCAGUAGGGCACAGGUGUCUGUCACUGCAUGGCUUGGUCCAAGAAUUCUGUGGUUGGGGUAUCUAAGUGUGCUUUUGUCAUUGGCUGUGGUUGAUGAGGUUAUUUUAGUGUUUAUGUAGCCUUUUCUUUUUUCUUCAAAAUAAUGAAAUCAUAGAUCAGCCCAUGUUGUGUGUAGCACACUGCUGUUUUAACACAGCAUUGAUUAGCCAUUAGCCCGAUGCUGUGCGCAGUCUGUCCCACAAGUGCCUGCUUACUGUGCUCAUGGGUUGCUGGUUCCAAUGUUUACUAACUGCAGAAAAGUGCACACCGAGGGGGUGUGUGCCAAUCCCAGGCAUUAAAAGGGCAGGGUGUCACCGUUUUGUCACUCAACAGAUCAGCUUAAUUUUGAGUCUUUAUGCUAAAAUCUCUUACAGUAUUUGUUGGAUUUCCUGAGGUCUGCCUUCAUCCUUUCAUGAUUGCCCCCUUUCUCAUCAGCCUCCCAAACAAUCUCUUGUCCCUAUUUCAUGAACUCUAGCGUCUCUCGUGGCGGCUUCCCAGUGCAAAAACCAAUGUUUGUUUCACUAAUUCUUUUUGUAAUCUUUAUUCUGUUCUUCUGCAUGAAGAUGGUAAAAUCCCUGCUGCAGUAAAUUUCACUUUCCAAGGAUAAGGUGAAAGAGUGAAGUACAAACCAAACUGUAUUGCAGGAUUGUGAGUUACUAGACCAGUUACGAAUGUGGUCUCACUUUUCACAUUUUGUUUACAGCCAUUAUAUUUUAUUUCACUGUAUUUUCUACUUUAUUCAAUGCAUGUUUGGCUGUUUAAAUGCCUGAGACAAAUACAGUAUAUAUUUAUAUAUUUUUUGUAUGUAUAUAUAUUGUGAGGGUGCUUGUGGCUUUGUUGUGAUAUAGAUAAAUUCAGGUAAAUGUACAUGUAAAGUGUACCGGCUGUGCCACACAGCUUUAUACUGUCACACUGCCACUCCUGGUCCUGGAGUGCAGGCUUAUAUGCCUCGCUUACUCGUGCCAUGCCCCCACCCACCCAGCCCACCUUUGUACUGCCCUCUCACGUUUUGCACACACCUCUACCACUUGCAGUAUUGUCUUAGAUUGUGUUUCUCUGUGCCAUUGUCACCACAGUGCCACAAUACACCACUGUCAUUACGAUAUUUUGCUAUCCAUUCUCAUGUAUCUUUCAGUUUAUUCAACUGCAAAAGUCCCUCCCCUGUUUAAUUAAAUUUUACUUUUUUUUUUACUAGUUUGAAAGCAGAUAUUAAGGCUUGAGUCAGAGGCUUCCUGGAUUGUGUGAUGCAUUUUUGAGUCUUUUACCAAAUGAAAUACCACUGUAUUUUUUGUGGUGUAGAGUACCGGGUUCAAUAUACUUUUUGUGGAAGAGUGAAUCAGAAAUUAAAUGUUUGUACAUCAUCUCUCAUUUGUAAAUCAGUCAGCAAAUAGUAUUGUUUCUUGCAAGUAUUUGCAAGAUUGUAAAUGUACUGGAUUUUUUCCCCCAGAAUUUUCAUAUAAAAAGUUAAAUUAGGUUGUAUUCAGGGUUCUCUAAACUCCAAAUUACAUUUGUGUGUUUCCACUGGACUUUUAAAACAUUGUUGUAAAGGUACUGUCAUCUGCGUUGUACAUUAAGCUGUUAAUUAGCUACUAUUUUUGGCAAACAAACGGGUGUUUUUUAUUGAAAGAAACAGCAUUUGGAGUCAGCUAUAUGUUUACAGCUCAAGCUACCUAACUCUGUUUUUCUCCUAAACAAGCCAUUGAAUGUUUAUUAGCGCCUUUGUCUGCUGCUGUGACUUUGCACACUGAAGAAAAGACACACUUUAACUGUCGCUGAGGGGCUGAUUGGGCCACAGAACAGUCCCCCCCACUUGGUGGGGUUCACAUCUCAACAGAAAUGAGUCCAGGCAUCUGCUCUCUCCUGAAUGCUUUUGCUUAUUUCCUACCUGUGACUUCCAUUUGGCACAUCUGUGACUUUUGCUUUUUAUUGUCACUUCAUUUAAGGGCUUAUGCUGUGCCAUCUAGGAUCUCUCAUACUUGCUUCCACAUAUUUAUAUAUUUGUAAUUCUUUACCACCUCCCUGCCGUUUUUUCUCAAUAAACGGUUACAGGUGCUGUAUGUUAGAGACAUAAAGACUGUUCUGAGGUCAAAGAUCAGUCCCCAGCCGUUUACUAAUUGCUCUGGGACAGGGUUUUACUAAGCAUUUAUGCUUUAAAACUUGUUUAUAUUACUGAGGGUGUAAACUACCUACUUACCUAUGUAAUUAUGAAUAUAUAAAUAUAUUAAUAUUCAUAUGGAUUUUAUUUGAAUGAUGAUAAAUAUGAAUGAUUGCCUUUUAAUGCUGUUUUCUUUGGGAAUGUUAGAAAAACUUAAGUGUUUGUACAAUCAUUCAUUUGAAACAGUAAAUGUAUAAAAGCUGAUGUUUGGCAUUUUCCAGCUCUAUAAACAAAAUGCAUGUUUUCACUCUUACAGGUAUGUUAAGGAACAAAUCAUGCUAUUUAUAUCAAUGCCUCUUUCUGGAAAAGUGCUAAAUAGAGAUGUCAGUAUACCCGAUCUUGUGAUCUUUUAAAAAACAAUGAGACAUUUUUAGUAAAUCUGCCCUUGCUUACACACUGUU